AGAGAGAUGGCCGGUGGAGAAAUCAACAUAGAAGAGUUUGAGCUCAGCGAUGAGGGGGAAGAUACUAUGCAUGGAUCCGUUGGAAGCAGGCUUGCUUUGUUCUCAAAAGAGAUGAACCUUGCAAUGAUCACUAAAGAUUGUUACGGAGCUAAUUUCUUCAUUCAUCCUAAUGGAAGGUUUUAUAGGUGUUGGGAGAACGUAAUUUUCUUGUGGUCUAUUUAUUCAGCGUUUUUUACGCCAUUAGAGUUCGGUUUCUUCGAGGGAUUGCCGGAGCUUAUGGAGGUUCUCGAUUGCAUUCAGGUUGUGUUCUUUGCGGAUGUGAUAAUGCAGUUCUUUGUGGCUUACAGAGAUGAUCGAACUUAUAAGUUGCUCCAUGAUAGAAGAAGUAUUGCUCUUCGAUAUGCAAAGAAUAAUUUACUUCUUGAUCUGCUCAGUUGCCUCCCAUGGGAUGCCAUAUACAAGGCAACAGGAAAAAGAGAAAUCUUCAGAUAUUUCUUAUGGAUACGCCUUCAUCGAGCAAGAAACAUCCUCAAAUUCUUCAAGAAAAUGGAGAAGGACAUCCGAAUAAACUAUCUCUUUACAAGGAUUGUGAAGCUGAUCACAGUAGAACUAUACUGUACUCAUACUGCUGCAUGUAUUUUCUACUAUCUCGCAACGACUAUGCCUUCGUCGCAGGAGGGAUAUACGUGGAUCGGGAGCCUGAAACUGGGAGAUUAUCAGUAUAUGCACUUUAGAGAGAUUGAUUUCUGGAGGAGAUAUAUAACAUCAAUGUACUUUGCUAUUGUGACUAUGGCAACUGUUGGUUAUGGGGACAUCCACGCAGUCAAUGUGAGGGAGAUGAUAUUUAUCAUGAUAUAUAUCUCCUUCGAUAUGAUUCUUGGGGCUUAUCUGAUCGGUAACAUGACUGCUUUAAUCGUCAAGGGUUCUAAAACUGAGAGGUUUCGGGACAAGAUGACGGAACUUAUCAAAUAUAUGAACAAAAAUAAGCUUGGCAGAGAUCUCAGGUCACAAAUUAAGGAUCACUUACUGCUACACUAUGAGAGUAACUAUACUAGAGAUAGCAUUCUGGAAGAUAUUCCAGUGGCUGUAAGAUCAAAGAUAUCUCAGACCUUGUACAGUGAAAUGGUAAAGAAAGUGCCACUAUUCAAAGGAUGUUCAGAUGAAUUCCUAAAUCAGAUAGUAAUGAAGUUGAAUGAAGAAUUCUUUCUUCCAGGGGAAGUGAUUCUUGAACAAGGAAGCGCCGUGGAUCAAAUCUACAUUAUCUCUCACGGACACCUGGAGGAGGUGGUUAUUGGAGAAGAUGGAUCAGAAGAAUCCAUAGCAGAGCUCGCGACUUAUGAUAUAUUUGGCGAAGUUGCAGUAUUGUGCAAUAUACCACAGCCAUACACUGUUCGUGUUUGCGAAUUAUGCAGGCUCCUCCGAAUGGAGAAGCAAGCUUUAACAAGCAUUCUACAGCUGUAUUUCAAGGAUAGCCGACAAAUACUUAGUAAUCUACUAAAGGGGAAAGAAACAGAUCUAAGGAUCAAGCAACUGGAGUCAGAUAUCACAUAUCUCAUUGCCAAGCAAGAGGCUGAGCUAGCAUUGGGAGUGAAUAGUGCAGCUUUCCAUGGUGACUUGUACCACCUUAAAGGAUUGAUAAAUGUGGGUGCAGAUCCAAACAAAACUGAUUACGACGGAAGAACAGCACUGCAUAUGGCUACAUCAAGAGGAUACGAAGAUAUCGUCAGGUUUCUCAUUCAACGCAAAGCAAAUGUCAAUAGCAUAGAUAAAUUCGGAAACUCGCCAUUGUUAGAAGCUGUAAAGGCUGGACACGACAGAGUUGCGGCACUACUCGUGGAGAACGGUGCGAUUUUGAAUUUGGAAGAUGCUGGGAGCUACCUUUGCAAAGUGACAGCAAAUAGCAAGAUUGACAUAUUGCGGCGUUUGUUAGAAAACGGAGUUGAUCCAAAUUCCAAAAAUUACGAUCAGAGGACACCACUUCAUGUAGCAGCAGCAGAAGGCUUGCACCUUGUGGCAAGUGUCUUGAUCGGCUACGGAGCAGAUGUUCUUUCAGAAGACAGGUGGGGGAACACUCCACUCGACGAAGGGCGAAGAUGUGGAAGCAAGCCACUUCUCAAGAUACUGGAGCAAGCAAGAGCAGAUGGUAUGCGUGACUCCCACUGAAGGGUAGAAAUCUCGGAUUCGCAGGAGAUGGAUUUAUUGUUCUAAGCAACCUAUGUCAAAUACACACAUGAAUUGGGAUACAGAUACUGGUAUCGCAACCCCUCAGUCGACAUCGCUCCCCUGAGAUUAGGUACAGUUCAUACAUUCACUCGUGCAACCAGUAAAUCCCGGUAUUACAACAGUCGGGUCGGGUUCAUUGUCGUUGUAUAAAGCCGUUAGCCUUCCUAUGCACAACUACAUGUUAAUUAAUUUUUUUUUUUAAUAUUGGAAUGGAGACAGUAUUUGAAUCUUGCCAACAUAUAUUGCUUAAUUUAAGCUGAUACCAGCGCUUCGAAACUGUAUUUAUCUGAUUAAAUCAAGAUGAUCUUAUAAGAAUUUGGAAGAACAAGAGAUAUUGGUUCAAACGCAGACAUAAAAGUAUC
Asparagus officinalis (garden asparagus) is the source of this 2585-nucleotide messenger RNA. RefSeq names its product potassium channel KOR2-like. Gene Ontology annotation, cellular component: membrane. The transcript is spliced from 12 exons. NCBI's taxonomy places the organism in Eukaryota, Viridiplantae, Streptophyta, Magnoliopsida, Asparagales, Asparagaceae. Gene Ontology annotation, biological process: potassium ion transport; transmembrane transport. Gene Ontology annotation, molecular function: voltage-gated potassium channel activity; protein binding. The coding region runs from base 7 to 2163 and encodes 718 amino acids. The record is from RefSeq and is a predicted model, not a curated record.